Cuscuta campestris is the source of this 1619-nucleotide messenger RNA. The record is from the annotation of a GenBank genome assembly. NCBI's taxonomy places the organism in Eukaryota, Viridiplantae, Streptophyta, Magnoliopsida, Solanales, Convolvulaceae.
GUAACGGAGGGAGUAGAACAACAUGCUCCAUAGAUUUCAUCUGUUGUGUUGCUGCCGAAACCAAAGCCAAGGGUCACCGGAUCCAUCGCCAAAUCAGAGUCCCACCACCUGAGUACAUGGACGUCGGAAUCAAUUCAUAGGCGGACCUAGGGUCGGAACCCUAGGCCGGCUUCUCUACUCUCUGCUCUGUCGUGCUCUGUAUCAUCAAUGUUUCUGAUCGAUUUUGCUUCUUUUGUUGACGAGAAAUCCCAGCUUUAGUCUUCAAUUUGGAUUAGGAUUGAGAAUUGGAGUUUGAUUUUAGGAAAUCUUCUUCCUCUGUUUCUCUUUUUAAUCCUUCUGACCGAAGCACCUAAGAUAAUCUGAAAGGCGUCCUCCAUUCGCCGCUGAGGGCCCUCAGCCACAGCCGCUCCGCCGCUCUCACUCGGGUCCUCCUUUCCGCCACUACGCUGGGCACCCCUUCGUCUUCUUUCAUCAAUGCAUAGAGAACCAUAUUAGGAAGCCGUUCUACUUUACAAGGAGGAAGAUGAUGUUAUUGAAGUUGAGGCCUUGCCUCUUUAAUAUUCCACAACACAGCUCACUCUUCAACUCCCGAUUCCCUCCCAAAGCUCGUCCAUAUUCUGUCUCAUUUAUAACCCCUUUAUCUCGCCAUGUUGCCACAUUCAAGACCUCUAAAGCUUCACCACAACCUGAAACUGUCAGUUUUUCCCCAAAUGCCAUAUUUGUUCCACCCGGGGUUAACAUAGAAGAUAUUACUGACGAAAUGAUCGUACCCAGAUCUAAUAUUGUCAUUGGACCAUAUGCUGGAGACUCCAAGAUCAACAAUGUGGAGUUUGUAAAGAGCAGCAACCGGGUGAAGGACUGUCCUAAGGAAAACCGGCCCGAGUUUGCCAUGUUGGGCCGGUCAAAUGUCGGCAAAUCAUCUCUCAUUAAUGCUUUGGUUCGAAAGAAAGAGGUUGCACUUACCUCUAAGAAGCCAGGGAAGACUCAGCUGAUUAAUCACUUCUUAGUGAACAAAAGUUGGUAUAUCGUGGAUUUGCCGGGCUACGGUUUUGCAAAUGCAUCCGAAUCUGCUAAAAUGGAUUGGUCCUCUUUCACCAAAGGCUACUUCUUAAACCGAGAAACUUUGGUUUCAGUUCUGCUUUUGGUCGAUGCAAGUGUACCUCCUCAGAAGAUUGACCUUGACUGUGCUAAUUGGCUUGGCCGUAAUAAUAUACCAAUGACUUUUGUCUUCACCAAGUGUGACAAGAUUAAGGGAGGAAAAGCAAGACUGCCCCAUGAGAACAUCAGAGAGUUUCAAGAGUUGCUAAAACAAAACUACAGACAGAUCCCACCAUGGAUAAUGACCAGCAGUGUCUCCGGGUUGGGAAGGGAUGAACUUCUUUUGCACAUGUCCCAAUUGAGGAACUAUUGGGACAGUGAACUCACAGACUAAGGCUGUUUUGUUACAUCUAAAGAAGCAUUCUCCGGAUUCGGAGGACCAAAAUUGCCAAGGAUGAUAUAUACUCCUUGAAACAGAACCAGGUUUGCCAAGCUAAGGGUGUCCACGUAUGGGACUAAUAUUGCAGUUUAUCAUUAUUAAAUUUUAAUCAUAAAAUCCAAAAAAAAAUCCAAUUGAAAUA